This is a messenger RNA of Penicillium atrosanguineum, 3993 nucleotides long. Its product is annotated as putative sensor histidine kinase/response regulator. The record is from RefSeq and is a predicted model, not a curated record. Gene Ontology annotation, biological process: phosphorylation; phosphorelay signal transduction system. Lineage: Eukaryota; Fungi; Ascomycota; Eurotiomycetes; Eurotiales; Aspergillaceae. Bases 1 to 3993 code for a protein of 1330 amino acids. Gene Ontology annotation, molecular function: phosphorelay sensor kinase activity. The transcript has 3 exons.
AUGGCAUCGUCAGAGCAAGCGCGAGCCAGCCUACCAAAGUUCAGAUUAGCACAUGAGAGAGAACUAUACAAAUACCUUAAACUCGACCUCGAAGGGUUGCGGCCGGGCCCAGGUGCCUCCGCAUCCCCUGAGAGUUCUACAGAUCAACAUGCUGCCUACGUCCCCCGAUCGUCGCCCGAUACCGCAUUGACGGCCUUCGCCCAGUUGGGAGUUUUGAAGUUAAAGGCACAACGGGCCUUCAUUACGCUCUUCGGUCGAGAUCAGCAUUACGUCCUCGCAGAGGCCACCCAAAGCCUCAGUAUUUAUGACAAUACAAUAGAGGAUGAUCGAGACGCCUUGUGGUUGGGUUGCUGCGUUGUCCCCAAGGAGGAGGGGAUAUGUCGACACGUCGCUUUAUUACCCCAAAUGACACCAGCGGAAGACAUCUACAUUGUGGAUGGGUCUGCGUACGUGGUACCUGACCUGCGCGAGGAUAGUCGGUUUCAGGAGUUGAACAUGGUCACCAACGCUCCCAAAGCGAGAUUCUAUGCAGGCGCCCCCAUCAUCAGCCCCAAGGGCAUAACGAUUGGAUCCUACUGCAUUAUCGAUGACGAGCCACGGCCAGGAUUGGACGCCCCGUCAUUAAAAUUCCUGCAACAUAUGGCAUCUACCGUCAUGGCUCACUUGGACAUGGCCCGAUGCAAAGCGGAUCAGCAUCGCGCAGAUAGGAUGAUUGUGGGUCUCGGAAGUUUUUUAGAAGGCAAGGCGACGCUCCGCAAUGAGUGGGUACAGGACACCGAACUACACCUGAAUGAACAUCAACCCGACGAAGGACGCGUGAAUAUACUGCAGCAAGAUGCACAAAGAAAAUCCGGUCUGCUUAAAACCGUUCAUACCCGCAGGUCACCGGAGCCGCUGCAAUCACAAGCAAUCGCACAAAAUGGAUCUGAGCAAUCCAUAUCAUCCACUUUUCUCAGUGUACCAUCGCCGACCCUCUCCCCAAGCCCAUCCGCCUCCCGGUCGACGACCAAGUCCGGCCAGAGUUCCGACGCCAGUGUCGGUCAGAUUUCCAGCCUUAACAACAAGGCCGACACGCAAACCUCCAUAUCCGUUCGAAGCACGGCAUCGACCGAAAAUCUACAGGAAGACAUGCUGUCUAUCGGAGUUCGACAAGUCUUCUCGCGAGCGGCUAAUAUCAUCCGGGAGUCGAUAGAAGUCCAAGGCGUGGCGUUCUUUGAUGCGAGCAUUGGGUCUUAUGGUGGUCUCGUUAGCGACACGAAACGAGGGGGUUUAGGAACAGAUAGCGGCAGUUUCGAAAGCUCCGUGGGCGGCAGUGACGACAGCACCGCAUCUGACUCCCAGGGAAGCUUUACCGCAUCAGCUGGAAAGGAUGCCACCCCAGAGAAUACGACCGUGUGUGGAAUCCUAGGGUUCUCGACUUCGGCUACAUCCAGUAUCAACGACGAAUCAAGAGGAGGACUUGCCGUCCGGGAAGUAUUGUUGAAGACGCUUCUGCGAGGUUACCCGCGCGGCAAGAUUUUUAAUUUCAGCGAAGAGGGGGCAAUCUCCUCGGAUGAAAGCAGUGAUGGACCCCACAAGCCCUCGUUGGAAAAUAAGGGCUCAGACCCGAUCACCAUAGACGGUGGAAAAGAAAGAAAGACCCAGAAAAAGACGCGCGCUUCCAUGCUUAAAGAGGAUGCAGGCGCCCUGAUUCGACUCUUCCCCGGCGCUCGCAGCAUCGCUCUCUUGCCAAUGUGGGAUUCACACCGAGCUCGAUGGUUCUCGGGCGCUCUGGUAUGGACGAACACGCCGCAGCGCGUCUUCACGUCCGAAACCGAGCUUACGUAUCUGUCUGCCUUUGGGAAUAGCAUCAUGGCGGAGGUACAUCGUCUGGAUAUCGAAAUGUCGGAGAAAGCGAAAACAAACCUGGUCAGCAGCAUUUCGCACGAGUUACGAAGCCCUCUCCAUGGCAUUCUUGGCACGUCAGAAAUACUUCGAGACACGGCGAUGAACGCACUUCAGCACGGACUAGUGCACACUAUCGAAUCAUGUGGGCGCACAUUGUUAGAUACCAUCAACCACUUGCUGGAUUUCUCGAAAAUUAACAAUUUUCGGAAAGGAGGAGGCAACCAAGCUACCCACAGACGCAAACGCCCACUAAGACGACACAACAACACCGACCCAUCACCUAAUAGUAUGAAGCCUUCACAACGGUCACGGCAUGGCGGGAUGAUUAGUCUGAAGUCUAAUAUCCAGCUAGAUGCUGUUCUGGAAGAGGUAAUGGAAAGUGUUUUUGCGGGCUACAGUUUUUACCACACUUCACAAACAUCCCGUGAGAGAGACCGUCCGAACCCAAUAGCUCUCGACGUCUUGGGAGCCUUCCAGCAAGGGGGUCCGAUCAGUGUCAUCCUGGAAAUCGACAAAGCCGCCGAAUGGCAAUUCUUCACCCAGAUAGGCGCCUGGCGCCGCAUCAUGAUGAAUAUUUUCGGCAACGCCCUGAAAUACACCCAGACCGGCUUUGUCUUGGUGAAACUAACGGCAUCGCCUAUCGCUCCCGCGGAAGAUUCCGUUCCAGGAGGUCCUACUGAAUUUCAGGUGACUAUGGCGGUCAAGGACACAGGUCAGGGGAUUAGCAUGGAGUAUCUGCAGAACGGUUUAUUCACUCCGUUCACACAAGAAGACCCACUGGCCCCCGGAAACGGACUCGGGCUAAGUAUUGUUCACCAGGCAGUUCUUUCCAUGGGUGGCUAUAUUGAAGUCAGCUCGCUCCGGGGUCGUGGUACUGAAGUAACGAUCGGAGUCACGUUAACUCACGUGCCCGCUCCAAACGCCAAAUUUAAUCCCUCCGAACCUGAGCCCAUUGUGAAUGUGAAACAUAUCACAAAUGGAGCCACCGUGGGCCUCCUGGAGCUGGGAUCACCUGACAUCUCCGAGCGCGAUACAAUUCUCCGCAUUGCUCUGGAGAAUCUAUGCAAGAACUGGUUCGAGAUGAAUGUCCAUAUCGUGUCUCUAUCGCAAGAUUCACAGCCUUCGUGCGAUUUUUACGUUGCAGUACAGACCGAUACCGAUUCAGUGAACACAUGGGAAUCGUGGUUUUCAAAAACACAGAAUUACCAUACCGAUGACCAGAAACACAAAAUUCCGAUUGUGGUCAUAUGCCGAUCGCCGGAAGCAGCACAUCUCAUGUUUGUUGCGGCAAGUCAAUCCAAUCACCAGGCUACUGUCGAGUUUAUUAGCCAGCCAUGUGGCCCGCGCAAGUUGGCCAAGGCAUUCAGCAAGUGCAUCAAGCAACAACAAUCUCGGGGAUCUUUGACUGGAACUAGUUCUAACGUGGAAGAAUUCCAGGGGAAGAAAGCAUUGCACUUAACGGAGAUACCUUCAGCUUCCCGAGAAGGCACUGAAGCACAACGUGGAGAGAGUCAGAUGAAACUUAAUAUGGCGAUAGAUGAUGAAAAUUCUGAGUUGGACAGAGCCGAAGUCUCACGGCAAACCGAAGACACUGGUCUUUUCCAAAGCGAGAGUAACCUAACAACUUUGCCAAUCCGAGAAGAGGGUCUGGCCAAGAUAGAGGAGGAGUCGACCACAUUGGCAGUGCUGCUGGUUGAAGACAAUGAUAUCAACUUGCAAAUAUUGAUUGCGUAUAUGAAAAAAGAAGGAUACCAAUAUUCGACUGCCUGCAAUGGGUUGGAAGCGUUGAACAUUUUCAAAGCCCAACCUGGAAAAUACGGAGUGGUAUUGACGGAUAUCUCGAUGCCCGUAAUGAAUGGAUUCGAAUGUGCUCGGCAUAUUCGCAAUUUCGAGCGGGAAUAUCAAAAGAUGCUCGAUGCUCCCGCAAAAAAAUUAUUCAAACCUGCGACAAUUGUAGCUUUGACAGGCAUUGCAAGUGCCAGUGCUCAACACGAAGCUUAUGGAUCAGGGAUGGACCUCUUUUUGGCGAAACCCAUCCGACGACAAGAGUUACUUACCGUUUUAAAAGAGAGAAGUGCAGACGAGACUAACGAAGCCUCGCACUGA